AUGGCUUCUCCAGUCCCUGUCCCCAACGGGAAGCCCUGGCAAGAAGUUGCCGCGGCCCUCCAAGCCCACCGCGACACAACCCUCGCCGCCGUAGAGCCCCCUCUCUCCAAGCUGCCAGACACACUCCCUCUCAACACCACCUCCCUACCCUCUCAGUUCCUCACCUCGGAAGAAGUCUCCAUCACCGAGACGGCCCCUGAGGACCUCCUGGCCUCGCUCGCCGCCGGCAAGCUGACCUCGACCACCGUUACACGGGCCUUCCUCCGCCGCGCCGCGCUAGCACAACACGCCACAAACUGCAUCACGGAGCUGCUCCCCGCGCGCGCGCUCGCCCGCGCCGCCGAGCUGGACGCGCACCUAGCCACGCACGGCAAGCCCGUUGGGCCGCUGCACGGGCUGCCGAUCUCGGUCAAGGAGCACGUGGCCAUGGGCGACGGGUUCAAGACGAACGCAGGCUUCUGCGCGUGGGCGGACCACGAGGCGCCGCAGGCGCUCAUCCUCGAGAUUCUCUGGGCGGCCGGCUGCGUCUUCUACGCGCGCACGACGCAGCCGCAGACGCUGAUGCACCUCGAGACGUCCAACAACAUCUUCGGCGUCACCGUCAACCCGUUCAACACGGCGCUGACGAGCGGCGGGUCCAGCGGCGGUGAGGGCGCGCUGAUCGGCUUUCGCGGCAGCUGUCUGGGCGUCGGCACGGAUAUCGGCGGCAGCAUUAGGAACCCCGCGGCCAACAAUGGCGUCUGGGGCCUCCGUCCGACGGCUCACCGGCUGCCGCUGGCUGGUGGCGUGGCGACGAUGAAGGGGCAGGAGCAGAUUGUGCCUGUUAUCGGCCCGCUGAGCACUAGCUUGGAGGGAAUCAAGGUGUUUGUGAAGACGCUGAUUGAUUCCAAGCCGUGGUUGAGACAGGUCGACUUGGUUCCGAUGAAGUGGAGGUACGACGAAGAUUGGUUGCCCAAGGACCCGGAAGGGAAGAGGAGGUUGAAGGUUGGUGUUUUGUGGGAUGAUGGUGUCGUGAAGCCACACCCGCCGGUGCUGAGGGCGCUGAAGGAGGUUGUGGACAAGCUCAAGGCGGCGGAAGGGGUUGAGGUGGUUGAGUGGACGCCCUAUAAGCAUGACCUUGCUUGGGAAAUUAUUGCAAGCCUCUAUUUCAGCGACGGUGGCCGGGAGGAGGCAGCAGCAAUCGACGCUUCUGGCGAGCCCUGGCGGCCACUCUCCAAGUUCAUCCUGAAAGAGAAUCCGCACGUACCCAAGGAGCCUUACACAAUCCCUGAAGUCUGGCGUCUCACGAAGCUGCGCGAGCAAUACCGCACAGAGUACGCGGCGCACUGGAAUGCAACAGCUACGAAGGAUGACGGUUCAGAUAUGGUGGACGUCAUCCUCUGCCCGGUCGGACCUGGUGCCGCACCUCCAGUCGACAACGCGAAGUAUUGGGGCUACACGAGCCAAUGGAACCUGCUGGACUACCCGUCGCUCGUUUUCCCGGUCACAGAAGUCGACACGACAGUCGAUGUCAAGGACGAGGCCUACCAGCCCCGCAACGAUCAGGACGCCUUCAACCACCAGCUUUACGACCCUGAGGUCUACCGUGAUGCGCCGGUGUGCUUGCAGCUGGUGGGUCGGCCUUUCGAUGAUGAAAAGGUAUUGCAAGCUAUGGAAUACAUCGUGGAUAAGACGGGUGUACCUUUCGCCGGCUUCGGAGUUAAGAAGUAA
This is a messenger RNA of Lasiodiplodia theobromae, 1710 nucleotides long. RefSeq names its product Glutamyl-tRNA amidotransferase subunit. The record is from RefSeq and is a predicted model, not a curated record. NCBI's taxonomy places the organism in Eukaryota, Fungi, Ascomycota, Dothideomycetes, Botryosphaeriales, Botryosphaeriaceae. The coding region runs from base 1 to 1710 and encodes 569 amino acids. The transcript has 4 exons.